AUGAAGGUCAAGAAGAAGGAGGAUGAGCAGGAGGAAAGAAAGAACAGGGAGGCCGGCCAGAUUCCGAUUAUCAUUUCUGCAAGCAGCACGACUUUUCCAAGUGUGUUUUACUCCGUCGAACAUCUUUCAACAAGCGGAUGCAUUCAGGCGGUUCCCCUGGAGCCAGCAGCCUACGUCAUCGACGAGCCAUGCUGUGACUACGUGGCAUUGCCCAAAUAUCGAGCUGUUACGUAUCCGCAAGUUUUUGAUGGACGUAAAGAGAACACAAGAGUCUUGAAAAUAAACGAUGAGAUUACCUUGGACCUUGAACCCAGCUCCGUACUUCAUGAAAAAUUUUUCGUACGUACCUAUCGCGAUGGAGUUCCGGAGCACAAAUACUAUGAUGUUCGCGAUUUGCAAAAUAACUUUUAUCACGAUGAAAAACGACUGGCAGCAGUGAUGCUUUUUGACGAAGGCGGGACCUUGAAAGUGGAAGGUGUUGUUGGACCUAACUUGAAGAUAAGGCCCAUCGAAACUGCCGAACGCUCCGCAGAUGGCCGCCAAGCCCAUCUCGUUGAAAAUAUCGAAGACAGCGACUCCGUCGAUGUGCACGGCAAAAUAUUAAAUGACAAAAUUAGAGUUGCUGAACGCGCGGCAGGUGGUGGGACUCGUUUCGAUUCAACAAAGUAUAACGUCCAGAAAAUUUACCCGGAAAUACUUGUGGUAGUAGACUCACGGCUACGGCAAUCAUUUCAUGAAAAGGAGCAUGCAAUUUUUUACUUCAUGGUAACGAUUGAAGUUGUCAACAUACGUUAUCGCGCCCUUAGAGACCCAGAAAUCAGCAUCGUGCUGCGAGGACUCGAAUUCAGUGAAUGGGAUCAGGAAGGCCUGUACUAUGAAUACGUAGGGGAGGAUGACAUCGAUGGCUAUAAGAGUCUCCAGAAACUCGUGACGUUUGUCACUAAGAGAAAAGAAAUUUAUGGUUCACUUGACCUGGUUUACUUUGCGACAGGGUGGGAUAUGGUUGCCGUAUAUCAGACAACUAGAACGGAUAGCCUUGAAGGCUAUGCUUUUGUUGCUUCUGCUUGUACUGACAACCGGGAGCAGCUGGGGGAGGACAAAGCGUAUACAUACAAAGGCAUACGCAUUAUGACCCACGAAAUCGGACACACAUUUGGUUGCUCACACGAUGGAACGAGCGCUUCGGGUGUUGUGAGAGCAUUUACGCCGAACAGCCUGCAGUGUCCAUGGGGCGAUGGAUACAUUAUGAGUUAUGAGCAAGAAGACAGCCGAAGUAUGAAGUUCUCUCAUUGCUGCCAGUACGAUAUCCGACAGUUGACCUGGACGUACGAAGCAAACUGCUUGCACAGAAAUGAUUCACAUGAGUACCCACUUAACUGGUUAAAACGCUACGUGCUACCUGGAGACUACUUGAGCCUAAAUACACAGUGCAAAAUAUGGUACCCGUUUCUUCGGAAAACGUACUUUCUUGAGGAAGGCGUUGUGGGACCUCACCUGAAGAUUCGUCCGGGUGAAGCCAGUGAGCGGUCUACAUACGGUGACCAGGCACACAUUGUUGACACAAUUGAAGACUUGAAGGAUGAAAGUGUUCAUGGUGACAAAGCCCUGACUUGA
Molecule: messenger RNA, 1614 nt
Organism: Rhipicephalus microplus (southern cattle tick)
Lineage: Eukaryota; Metazoa; Arthropoda; Arachnida; Ixodida; Ixodidae
Product: coagulation factor X-activating enzyme heavy chain-like
Source: RefSeq, a predicted model, not a curated record